Messenger RNA from Schistocerca nitens (vagrant locust), 298 nucleotides. RefSeq lists its product as uncharacterized. The record is from RefSeq and is a predicted model, not a curated record. Bases 1 to 264 code for a protein of 87 amino acids. The transcript has 2 exons. Lineage: Eukaryota; Metazoa; Arthropoda; Insecta; Orthoptera; Acrididae.
AUGAGAUCAUUGGAGGUGUAUCAAGAACGAGAAUGCCUUUGGAACCACAAAAGCGAAUCAUACAAAGACACAAAUUUGAUAGAUGCUGGAUUAAUUGAAAUAGUAAACAUACUGAAAUCACUUAAGACUGGUGCGUCUACAGACGGUGUUUAUAGACCCAGCCUUGCUUGGUUUGAAGCUGCAGACCGGUUCUUAAAACAUGUAGUCGAGACAAGAGAGACGAGAAACACUUUGGUAAACGCAGACCCGAGUCGUUUCAGCUGAGACAGGUGACGUCAUUUUGCAAACUGCGCAAUUA